Messenger RNA from Falco peregrinus (peregrine falcon), 2480 nucleotides. RefSeq names its product oncostatin M (gene OSM). Gene Ontology annotation, molecular function: cytokine activity; oncostatin-M receptor binding. The transcript is spliced from 3 exons. Lineage: Eukaryota; Metazoa; Chordata; Aves; Falconiformes; Falconidae. Gene Ontology annotation, biological process: immune response; oncostatin-M-mediated signaling pathway. Bases 513 to 1151 code for a protein of 212 amino acids. The record is from RefSeq and is a predicted model, not a curated record. Gene Ontology annotation, cellular component: extracellular region.
GGUGUCCCCCCAUGGCUGACAUCCCUGUCCACUGAUACCAGCUCUGCUACUGCCGCUGUCACUGCCCUCUUUUGCAUUUGGGUUUCGGGACAGCUGAGGCUGUUUUCAGUUCAACCAGCCCUUUGGGUGCCAAGCAGUGAAACCAGGGUGACUCAAAGCCGCCCUUUUCCAAGAAGCCAGGUCAUGGAGGUCCAGCGGCACCAGCGCGGCCAGAUCUGGGAUGAGCUGUGGGACCGUGGGCUCCCAGGGCUGGACCCACCAGGACUCCCUCGAGGAACUGAAUCGAAGAACAACCCCAUGGGCUGGCCAGCAUCAUUUCCUCCCGCUGGGGCAGCUCACCCCGCUCAUUGGCCCCAGGGCACAGCUUCACUUCUUGCUGGCUUUCCGUUGGGUCUGGGUGCCUCCUUCGGAGGUGGGGGCGAAAGGGUGCACUUUAAAAGCCCAGCUUCCCCAUCGCCGAGCAGUUAAGGAAGUUGCUUGUGCGCCCAGCGCUGAAGCACCCUGCCCCGGCCAUGCGGUGCGACCGGCGGCCCUUGGGUGUACUGGCAGCUGUUACCAAAGGGCUCUUCAUCCUCUGGGCAGUACCAAGCCAGGGGGGACGGCCCCUGCAGCCCCCCACCCUGCAGCAGAUCCAGGCACUGGUGAGGCACAUGGCCGAGGAUGCACAGGAGCUUUUCACCUUCUACGAGAAGGACCAGCACCUGGCCAUCAACAAUCUCUGCCGCACCAAGCGCCCUCCCGAGUGGCUGAGGGGACCGGUGCCAGGGCCCAGGGGGCUGCAGAGGCUGCGGGGCACCAUGACCCGCAUGGCCCAGGCGCUGCAGGACAUCACCCGACACCAGCGUGACCUCAACCCCCCUGAUGCCGAAAUCCUUCGCCGCUUGGCCAGCACCCACCUGAAGGUGCGAGGGCUCCUCAGCAACCUGGAUGGGCUCUUCCCAGCCCCCAGCCCCCGGCCCAGUCCCCGGCCUCCACCCAGCCCCACAGCACCCACUAAAGUCUUCCGACAGAAGCUGGAGGGAUGCCGGAUCCUCUGGAGCUAUGCCCGCUUCAUGGCCAAGCUCAAUGCCCAGCUGGAGGCCAGGAGUCGUCGAGCGCAGCGGGAGAAGCGGAGAUGGCAGCGGGGCUCGUGGCUGCCCGCACGCUCCUAGUACAGCCCCGCCGUCACCAGAGUGGUCCUCGUCCCUGUCUCCAUCUCCAUCCCAUCAGCAUCUCCAUCUCCAUCCCCAUCUCCACCCCAUCCCUGUCCCUGGGUUGGAGACUCGCCGGCUGGCCAGGAUGGACCACAGAGACCCUCUGAGCUUGCACGGGUGAGGUCACAAGCGCACUCAAAGUGUGUCCCAUCACUUCGGCUUGCCGUGGGGACCAGGCUGUCCCCAUGCCACCACUUGGCUGCAGGACAGCCCCGCCAUGCUCCUGCCAGCUCCCCCACCUCCUGCCCCACAUCCCGGUAGCCCCGGUGCCACGGAGAGCAGUGCACUCAGGUGUCCCCCGGGUGCCCAGCGCUGCGGGAUGGAGCCGUCCCUUGUCACCAAGCCCUGCUGGAUUUUCCAGUGAUUCAAUGGGUCCGGUGACCCAGCCUGACUAAGAGCCGCUCACCCAGCACCCGCUGCGCUGCCGACAGGGUGCGGCCUGGCCCACGGAGAGCACUGCUGGCACCCGCAAGUGUCACCAGCUUUGUCACCCCCUGCCUGCCUGUCCCUGCCUGCCCUACACUGGGUUUGCUGGUCCCAGGGCACAUCUGGGAGCAGAAUCCUGUGAGCUCGGUGUCCCCGUGAGCUCGGUGUCCCCAUAAGCUCAGUGUCCGCAUAAGCUUGGUGUGCCUACCAGCUUGGUGUCCCUACACACUCACUGUCGUCGUGUGCUUGGUGUCCCUAUAAGCUCAGUGUCCCCACAAACCCAAUGUCCCUGUGCUCAUCCUACACGCUCAGUGUCCUCAAGCCCUCAGCAUCCCUGUGUUCGUUCCUGUGCUCCAGUGUCCACCUGUGCUUGGUGUCCCUACGCUUGUCCCUGUGCUCAUUCAGGCACACCUGGUGACCCCAUGCUCUCAGCACCCCCGUGUCCUCAGGGAUGCCACACUCAUCCCUCUGUGCUCGGUGUCCCCCACAUCCCCGAGCCCCUCGGGCCGUGCCACCACAGCCCUGCCGGGCAGGGGCUCAGCUCUGGCCACCACACUGUGAUGGUGGGUGGUGGCACCCACCCCCUCCCCACUAAUUUAUACAUUAAUAUUUGUGUGGUUAUUGUAUUUAUUGAAUCUUGGGGUUAAUUUAAUAAGUCCCUGCAGUGGGAAGAAGUAUUUAACGACAUGUUUUUAAUAUAUAAAUAUCUAUUUUUAUGAUAACUUUUUUGUAUCAUGUUAAACUAUGAAUGUAACGAGGUUUUAUUUAUGAAUAUCAAUAUUUUUUGGUACUGUGAGAAGGGCAGUGCCCACCGUGGACUCGUGGGCCCCCCAUAUUUUUGUAUAACGGCAGAAGGAAAUA